This is a messenger RNA of Gorilla gorilla gorilla (western lowland gorilla), 1254 nucleotides long. RefSeq names its product galectin-9B. The transcript is spliced from 11 exons. Gene Ontology annotation, biological process: negative regulation of type II interferon production; positive regulation of gene expression; negative regulation of CD4-positive, alpha-beta T cell proliferation. Gene Ontology annotation, cellular component: nucleus; cytosol. Gene Ontology annotation, molecular function: galactoside binding; carbohydrate binding. The record is from RefSeq and is a predicted model, not a curated record. NCBI's taxonomy places the organism in Eukaryota, Metazoa, Chordata, Mammalia, Primates, Hominidae. The coding region runs from base 1 to 1170 and encodes 389 amino acids.
AUGGCCCGUAGCCCCUUUAAAGAGGCGCGGCAGAGAGAAUUUGACAAAGUGGUUGCCCAUGGGCCUGGGAUGGGUGGGGAAGCUACACUAGGGCUCGGGGCUGCAGAGGGCAUCUGGGAAGAGGCUCUGCUGAAGGUGGCCGUCCCCUUUUCUGGGACUAUCCAAGGGGGUCUCCAGGACGGACUUCAGAUCACUGUCAAUGGGGCCGUUCUCAGCUCCAGUGGAACCAGGUUUGCUGUGGACUUUCAGACGGGCUUCAGUGGAAACGACAUUGCCUUCCACUUCAACCCUCGGUUUGAAGACGGAGGGUAUGUGGUGUGCAACACGAGGCAGAAAGGAAGAUGGGGGCCCGAGGAGAGGAAGAUGCACAUGCCCUUCCAGAACGGGAUGCCCUUUGACCUCUGCUUCCUGGUGCAGAGCUCAGAUUUCAAGAUGAUGGUGAACGGGAGCCUCUUCGUGCAGUACUUCCACCACGUGCCCUUCCACCGUGUGGACACCAUCUCUGUCAAUGGCUCUGUGCAGCUGUCCUACAUCAGCUUCCAGAAUCCCCGCGCAGUCCCCGUUCAGCCUGCCUUCUCCACGGUGCCGUUCUCCCAGCCUGUCUGUUUCCCACCCAGGCCCAGGGGGCGCAGACAAAAACCUCCCAGCAUGCGGCCUGCCAACCCAGCUCCCAUUACCCAGACAGUCAUCCACACGGUGCAGAGUGCCUCUGGACAGAUGUUCUCUCAGACUCCCGCCAUCCCACCUAUGAUGUACCCCCACCCUGCCUAUCCGAUGCCUUUCAUCACCACCAUUCCGGGAGGGCUGUACCCAUCCAAGUCCAUCAUCCUGUCAGGCACUGUCCUGCCCAGUGCUCAGAGGUUCCACAUCAACCUGUGCUCUGGGAGCCACAUCGCCUUCCACAUGAACCCCCGUUUUGAUGAGAAUGCUGUGGUCCGUAACACCCAGAUCAACAACUCUUGGGGGUCUGAGGAGCGAAGUCUGCCCCGAAAAAUGCCCUUCGUCCGAGGCCAGAGCUUCUCGGUGUGGAUCUUGUGUGAAGCUCACUGCCUCAAGGUGGCCGUGGAUGGUCAGCACGUGUUUGAAUACUACCAUCGCCUGAGGAACCUGCCCACCAUCAACAAACUGGAAGUGGGUGGCGACAUCCAGCUGACCCACGUGCAGACAUAGGCGGCUCCCUGGCCCUGGGGCCGGGGGCUGGGGUGUGGGGCAGUCUGGGUCCUCUCAUCAUCCCCACUUCCCAGGCCCAGCCUU